AUGGUGGAGUGCUACACGGCCUUCGUGUUGCCCAAGGGCCGGCCCAGCUGCGGCCUGGUGUGGAUGCAUGGGCUUGGGGACACCGAGGAGGGCUGGGCCGAGAAUCUGGAGGAGGACUUUCGGAUUCCCAAGGCGCUGGGGUCCUGCAGAUUCAUGCUGCCACGGGCCCCGCGGCGCCGGUGCAGCUGCAACGACGGAGAAGUGGUGACCAGUUGGUUCGACAUCGCGCGCCUGCCGAUCUCAGCCAAGAGCAGGAAGCACCACCACGGAUGCUCCAUGGAGGAGGCGGUGACUUCCUGCGGCCGCGUGCACGCUGCCAUCGACGCGCUGAUGGCGGAGGGCAUCCCGCCCGAGCGCAUCGUGGUGGGGGGCUUCUCUCAGGGAGGAGCCAUGGCGAUCUUGUCAACCUUGACGUACCCAAAGAGGCUUGGAGGUGUUAUCGUAUUCAGCGGCAUUUGCUUCUUCAAGGACCUGGUGGGUAAGCUGGCAGAACCUCACCAAGGCCUACAGGUGUUUUGGGGUCACGGGACCCGUGACGAAGUCUUGCACGCGGACUUGCAAGACGAGGGCGUGGACUUGCUGAUGAGCGCCGGCCUGCAAGUCACCGCCAGGAAGUACCCGGUGGAGCACGCUCCCUCAGAGGAUGAGUUGCGGGAUGCGGCCGCCUUCUUCUCUUCAUCCGGGGUUCCAGCCAUCCAUGUGGUGGGAACGGGGUUGGAGUGCUUGAACAUCACAUUAAGAUUGCGCCGCUGCCUCACUUGGAGAAGCCGGGGCCCGGCGCCCUGGAAGAAUUUGAUUGCCGGGACCCGGCGCUUGCCGGGGCCCGGCACCCUGGAAGAACUUGAUUGCCGGGACCCGGCGCCUGCUUGCCGGGACCCGGCGCGCUGGAAGAACGGGACCCGGCGCCUAGUUUGCGGGGAGCCGGCGGCCUCAAAAAUCUAUGGUUGCCGGGAUCCGUUGCCGGGACCCGGCGCGCUGGAAGAACGGGACCCGGCGCCUAGCUUGCGGGGAGCCGGCGGCCUCAAAAAACUAUGGUUGCCGGGAUCCGGCGCCCAAGAAGAACUUGAUUGCCGGGACCCGGUGCCUGCAGGCUUGCCGGGAGCCGGCGCCCUGAAGAACUUGGUUGCCGGGACCCGGCGCCUAAGCCCAGCUUGCCGAAACCCGGCGAGCUGGAAGAUUGAGGGGAUCCGGCGCUCUGGGCGCAGGGACCUGGCCCACUCGUUCCUAGAUUGUCCCGGGGAGGUCCGGGGCUGUUUGGCAAACUUUAUGGCUGAGAGCGCGGAGUCCGACCAUUUUAGUGGCAGCCAAGCGGAGAUGCAGCCCUUGGUCUAUUUGGCGGUGAGGGGCUGGCUAGGUUGGAUCCAGUUUGUAGAGCGCUCCAGGCGGGCCUUUUUGAACAGCUCCCUGGUCUUGGUGGCCGCCGGUGCCGUGCACUGCUGGGCGGUGGUCUACUCUUUGUUCGUGGCGGUGCACACUCGCGCCAUGCGUUAUGGCGGCUACCACGCCGGCAGCAACGAGCAACUCCCGUCGUCGGUGGCGCUUACUGAGACGCUGGCCGUCAGCUCCCUGUGGGUUUGGCUCAUCGCCGGCUUCACCACCGCGGCGGUGCGGAUGUUGGACGAAGAUGCGGACGGCCUACCCCUAGGAACAGAUGACCUCAAGUGGGGACCGAUUUUGAGAUUUAUCCGGUCACCCUUCCUGCACAGCGCCUUGGGCCACGCCCACUCCGUGAGCUGCGCCGGGCUCUUCGUGAGCAUCAUCUUCUUGUGCGCCACCAUGGCCGCCAUGAAGGGCGGCAUCACGGUCUGCGAGUCCUGCCUCGCUAUUGUGGCCAUCGGCUUUGCAGUGCCUCACAUGGUCCUCGCGGGCAGGCGCUUGAGCGAGUCCAUCGACCAAGCCUUGUCCACCAUUCUCCCGGACGACUCCUUCGAGGCUGCAGCCGCAGAAGCGGCAUCCCUGGGGCCGCAGCUGUGUGUGCUCCUGUCGCUCGCGGAUGCCCCGGGCCACGCCUACUGGUGGCAGAACAUCGUCUACACCGCGGCCUCCAUGGCCUUCGUGGCCGCGGUGGUGGCGUCGGGGCGGUCGCCCGCGAAGAUGAGCAAUGUGGCACUGCCGCCAGAGAAGGCGGAGUCCUUUGUAUGCUUGGGCCUUGAUGCAACGACUUCCUUAGCCAUCGUCAUGUCCUACCCGCAGCUCAACACGUGGUACCUCCGGAUCGGUGUAGUGGCAGUCAUCGCUUGCGCCGUUGCCGCUCAAUACAGUCCCGUGCGGGACAUUUAUCUGGACUGGCUGGAGCCCAUCUUUGUGAUCCGCAGCGACUCCUACAAGCGAGUGCCCAACUUUCAUCGCCAGGCCCUGCGGGCCAUGUCCUGGGGCGCGGCGGGUCUUUGUGCGGUGGUCGCCUUGUGGGACAUUGCGCUGCAUCCCUUAGCGCUGGCUGCGGCCAGCGCUUCCAGCCCAGAUGCCACAGCUACAGCUUCCGCAGAAAGCCAGUAG
Messenger RNA from Effrenium voratum, 2496 nucleotides. Lineage: Eukaryota; Dinophyceae; Suessiales; Symbiodiniaceae. The record is from the annotation of a GenBank genome assembly.